Fusarium coffeatum is the source of this 1539-nucleotide messenger RNA. RefSeq lists its product as uncharacterized. Gene Ontology annotation, molecular function: tRNA (uridine) methyltransferase activity. Bases 1 to 1539 code for a protein of 512 amino acids. NCBI's taxonomy places the organism in Eukaryota, Fungi, Ascomycota, Sordariomycetes, Hypocreales, Nectriaceae. The record is from RefSeq and is a predicted model, not a curated record. Gene Ontology annotation, biological process: tRNA methylation. The transcript has a single exon.
AUGGAAAAUCGGAAGAAGGCUCCAUUCGAGCCCGAGGAGUAUCCUCAAGGAUCACCGCCCUUGCUUCACGAAAGCUGCGGCAAAGCAAACUGGAUACCCAUGUGCCGUCACACAUGCACAUUCGAGACUCAAGAUUUCGACAAGAUUAUGCUUAAUCUUGUCGAGAACCCGAACCUCAACUCCAAGUGGCUAUUCCGUGCAGACGUUCUCCAAGACGAUUGUAUUCAGCCUCCCGUUCCUGCAGAUAUCAGUGACACAAAAUACCACCCUCAAACUCAAGAGUUCAAGGGUUUCAGCCGUCAAAGGACGAUAGUGCGUCGGCUCAUACCACGGAACACACUUCGCGACGCCCCAUUAGAUCAAACAUGCUCAUUCUAUCACUCUUCUCAAGGCAAGGAGGAUAUGGACUCCGUUGAAGAAGCCGGUCCGAUGCGGUCUCUCGUCGUGUACAUACCUCAUGCUUCUUCUGCAGCAGAGAUGCCAUUCUACCACCCCAAGGUCCAAGGGAUUAGUCAACUCCACGAGUGGGAUCCGGCAACAAAGACUGGCACGAUAUCUAUUCAUUUCCUUCUCUUCAACGCCGAAGCAACCACGGAAGAGAUCGACCAAGUCAAACUCGGUAGAAUCGCUUACCACCUACUUCAAACCAUCCACAAGCAUGGGCACAGCACAGCCGCAGGCUAUGUCAAAAGGGUUAACCACGAUGUGAUUGUCCCUAGGGAGAGGUUUCAAGACAAGUACUCUGAACUUAAAAACAAAUAUGCCAGGUCUCUAGUCCAGUCCUGGCUUGAGACCACUGAUCCUACAAAACAUGUGUUUGAGGAUCUAGGCAUAGCUGCAUUUCUCAUAGAGCUGUGGCAGGAUAUGUACCGAGGCGCGGACUUCCCUGGCUUUGUGGAUAUCGGUUGCGGAAACGGUCUGCUCGUUCAUAUUCUGAGGCUUGAAGGGUAUGAUGGCUGGGGUUUUGAUGCCCGCGAACGCAAGUCAUGGUCUCAGUACAACUCGACAUUCUCGGGCUCGCCCUCUGGAAAGUCCCUCCAAAAGCUACUCCUGCUCCCCAGCUUAAUUCCUGUGGAAGCAACCAGUGGUGAUACAAAAACGAUCGACCCCGAAGACAUCCAUGAUGGCCUCUUUCCCCGAGGCACCUUCAUCAUUUCCAACCAUGCCGAUGAACUCACGCCAUGGACACCCAUACUUGCCGCUAUAUCUCAGUGCCCCUUCAUUAUGAUCCCGUGCUGCAGCCACAACCUCACAGGCGAGCGAUGGCGAGCCCCUCCACCGCGGGACAAGUCCAAAUCAAAGAGUAUGUUUGCAUCGUUGGUCGAUUGGGUCACGCAAAUCGCGGGGGACUGUGGAUGGGAAGUUGAGACAGAAAUGUUGAGGAUUCCGAGCACCAGGAAUACGGGUUUGGUCGGCCGCAGAAACAUAAGAGACAUUCAAGAGAUCGACAUGCGUGUGGUAUUGCAAAAGUACGGAGGAGUUCAGGGUUAUUACAGCAAUGUUGCAAAGCUUGUCAAAUCAUCACCCCGAGGCCACUAA